GCUUCCGAAACAACGGACAAACCGGAGAAGAAAGGCAGCAACCGUCAGGUGGAGACGGAUGGGAUCUCCGGAGUAAAAUUUUAGUCGGAGAAGUAAACCUUUCCGAUCUGUCACCGACGAGGAAACAGAUAUUACAAUUGAGUAAGCAACAGGCGACCCCAAAGAUUGACAGUGUUCUGGCAUGAAUUUCUCAGAAGUCUUCAAGCAGUCCAACCAGCUGUGCAAAGUCUCUCCGGAUGGAAAGUAUUUGGUAUGAAAUUUCCAUAUUUGAUGCCACCUGUGUUCAAUAUCGCCUUGUGGUGCGUGAUGUCAACACACUGCAGAUCUUGCAGCUGUAUACCUGUCUGGACCAGGUGGCCCAUAUGGAGUGGUCUUCAGACUCACUCUUUAUCCUCUGUGCUAUGUACAAAAGAGGGCUUGUACAGGUGUGGUCUCUGGAGCAGCCAGAAUGGCACUGUAAGAUAGAUGAGGGCUCAAUCGGACUACUCUCCUCACGCUGGAGUCCAGACGGACGUCACAUUCUCAACACCACUGAGUUCCAUCUGAGAAUCACUGUGUGGUCUCUUUGUAACAAAUCUGUGUCAUACAUCAAGUAUCCUAAGGCCUGCCAGAAAGGGCUGGACUUCAGUGCAGAUGGGCGCUACAUGGCUUUAGCUGAGCGACGAGACUGUAAAGAUUACAUUAGCAUAUUUGUGUGUGAUGACUGGCAUCUUCUCAGGCAUUUUGAGACAGAAACACAGGACUUAGCUGGGGUGGAGUGGUCUCCCAAUGGCUGUGUGCUUGCAGUGUGGGACUCCUGUCUUGAGUACAAGAUGCUACUGUAUUCCCUGGAUGGGCGUCUGUUGUCUACUUACAGUGCUUACGAAUGGUCACUGGGCAUCAAAUCAGUUGCCUGGAGUCCCAGUAGCCAGUUUCUUGCCAUUGGCAGCUAUGAUGAGAAGGUUCGGAUCCUGAACCACAUCACCUGGAAGAAGCUCAUUGAGUUUGAACAUCCAGCCACAAUCACCAGCUCCAAAGCUGUGGUGUUUAAAGAGGUGGAGAAAAGACCUGUCGUUGGUACUGAAAAUGUAUCCAUUCAUCAGAUCACCCUGGGCAGCUCCCUCUUCAACACUCAGAGCAAAUAUGAAAUCGCUUCACUACCAGUCCAGGUGACAGUGGUAAAGCCUGAUCUGGACCGAGCCAACCCCAAAAUUGGAAUCUCUGCUGUUGCUUUCAGUGCAGACAAUCGCUACCUCGCCACAAAGAAUGACAACAUGCCGCAGAGCCUGUGGGUGUGGGACAUGCAACGACUUGGCCUACAGGCCGUGCUGGAGCAGACUGCUCCCGUGCGCUGCUUCGUCUGGGACCCCCGAAAACCCCGUCUGGCCCUUUGCACCGGAAAUGCCAAAGUCUACCUGUGGUCAUUGGCCGGCUGCGUGUCCGUGAAGGUGCCAGCGGAAGGUAAUUUUCAGGUGCAGUCUCUUUUCUGGCAUGGCAAUGGAGAUUCAUUGGUCCUGCUUGGGAAAGACCAGAUUUGUCUGUGCUACAUGGCUACAGAUGAGGAGAAAUGAGCAGCGGACAGAAGCACCAGGCCCGCACCCUAAACCAGCACUCCAACUGACCUGAGGCUGCCUUAGUAAGUGUGUCUAGAAAAGGCCAAAGGUCAGGCUGCCCUAGUUCAUCUGGGGCUUGUUGUCUGAACUCAGAUUUUAACUCUGUGUUCUGAAGGGAACUAUAACUGGUCUUAAGUUAGAGGAAAAUGGCACACUUGUUCCAACGUACAAAAAAAAAAAGGUCUGGAAUCCAGGGAGCCAAUGUCUUUUAUGUUGUUUAAUCAACAACAAAGCACACAGUGUCAUUUUAUGUCAAGUGUAGACUUUCUCUCAUUUGACUGAAUUGAACUCUGAACAAAACAUUAGUUGUAAUAUCAUCUUGACUCUUAGUAUUGAACCUCUCUGACCAUAAAUGCUUAAAGCCUAGCGUAUGCUGUAGCAACUCAGUGGGCUAGUAAGGUGUAGAGACUUUUCCUAACACUAGUGUGACAAAAUGCUAGCAGGUUGUCUUCCGCUAUGGC
This is a messenger RNA of Pygocentrus nattereri (red-bellied piranha), 2053 nucleotides long. RefSeq names its product WD repeat containing, antisense to TP73 (gene wrap73). Lineage: Eukaryota; Metazoa; Chordata; Actinopteri; Characiformes; Serrasalmidae. The transcript has 13 exons. The record is from RefSeq and is a predicted model, not a curated record. Gene Ontology annotation, cellular component: MWP complex; microtubule organizing center; mitotic spindle. Gene Ontology annotation, biological process: microtubule anchoring at mitotic spindle pole body; protein localization to mitotic spindle pole body; mitotic sister chromatid segregation. The coding region runs from base 237 to 1550 and encodes 437 amino acids. Gene Ontology annotation, molecular function: protein binding.